Molecule: messenger RNA, 1689 nt
Organism: Cryphonectria parasitica EP155
Lineage: Eukaryota; Fungi; Ascomycota; Sordariomycetes; Diaporthales; Cryphonectriaceae
Exons: 5
Biological process (GO): regulation of DNA-templated transcription
Cellular component (GO): nucleus
Molecular function (GO): zinc ion binding; DNA-binding transcription factor activity, RNA polymerase II-specific; transcription cis-regulatory region binding
Source: RefSeq, a predicted model, not a curated record
CCGGCUCCUUACGGGAAGGCAUGCGCAGGGUGUGUCCGCGCCAAAUGCAAGUGUUUUCAGCGAUAUGACACUUCUGAAUGCGAACGUUGUCAUCGCCUGGGGAAAACAUGUGAGCCGUCUGCAACUACACGCAAGCGCAAGGCCGAUGCGGUGGAGGCACAUGCGCAUGCCUGGCCGCAAGCUUCUCCACCGCCGCCUCCAGACCAGUCCAGGCUGGAGGAGAAACUUGAUGACCUGGUGUCUCUCCUGCGCUCCCAGGCAGCCGCGAGGACACCGAGGACAAGCCAGCCGCAGCCUCGGGCCCAAUACCAGCCAGACCUGGACAGGAUCUCUGCCGCCCCAGGCACCAGCUCCACAGACUCACCCAUCUCCUCCUCCUCCUCCUCCUCUGCAGCAGCAGCAGCAACAGCAUCAACAACAGCAACAACAGCAUGCGACCCAGACCUCGUCAUCGACAUGAACCCCAGCGUCAUUCACCUCCUCCGCCCUGCAGAAACCGCCACUUCAUCCUCGGCCUCGGCCUCCAUCAUCCUCAAGGACGUAGCCGCCCACAGCGUCCCGCUCGCCACCGCCGACGUGAACCUGGCCACCUUCCGCCAGGCCUUCGUGUCGACUUUCCCCAUGGUGCACAUACCGCACGGCGUGAGCGCCGCCGAGCUGUGGGCCCAGCGGCCCUUCCUGUGGCUUGUCAUCAUGGCGUUGACGACCAAGAAAGUCUCGCUGCAGUUUGCCAUGGAGGAGACCAUCUGGAAGGUCAUUUCUAAGAGGAUUGUGGCAGAGCAGCAUGCUUCGUUGGAUCUCUUGCUUGGGGUGGUUUGUUUUGCUUCCUGGUCUCACUACUUCAAACAGGACAAACCCUUCAUGACAAUGCUAUCUCAGGUGUCCGUCUCACUCGCGUUCGAGCUGGGUCUACAGAAAGAUGUGCCUGGGGCCGGAGCAAGACAGACUGGGGCUCGCCGCCCUACCCAGCUUCACUUUCAAGCCCCCUGCUCCUCGUCUUCCUCCCCUCAGAAGCCACACCAGGUACGAACGCUGGAAGAACGUCGUGCCAUUCUUGCCGUGUUCCACCUGACCUCCUCAACAUGGACGGCAUAUAGGAAAACAGAACCUCUUCGAUGGACACCAUACCUAGACGCCUGCCUGGCCGUCCUCUCCGAGGGACAAGAAACAAACAUGGACAUACUCCUGGCCAUGCAGAUCAAGUGUCAGAUCAUCACAAACUCGCUGACCUGUCUGGCCCGGAGCGAAGCCUUCCACCACCAGGACGAGCGCGCAGGCGUGCCCUCCACAGGUCUGAUAACAGCUAUGCUCGGACGGCUCAAUGACCUUCGACAAAGUCUACCGCCAGCAACACUAGCAGAGAGAACAGCAGAAUUCUACCUCUGCAGCACAGAGACCACGAUCCUAGAAUCUUUCUUGAGCCAGCCCCAUUCCCACCAGACCGACUACACCGGCACCACCCACUUCCGCCGCCUCCAAGACCUGCAGUCCAUCCUCGCCAGCGCCGAGCGCUGGCUGGCUCUUCUCCUCGAGAUGCCCUUGCCCUACUGGCCGGGCGUCACCGUCGACAUCUUCUCCCAGUUCCUGCACAGCCUGGUCGUGCUGCUCCGCCUCGCGACCCACGACGAGCCAGGCUGGGACCGUGACGAAGUCCACCGGCGGGCUGACGUGCUGGAUAUUCUCGAUCGG